Molecule: messenger RNA, 4041 nt
Organism: Lepisosteus oculatus (spotted gar)
Lineage: Eukaryota; Metazoa; Chordata; Actinopteri; Semionotiformes; Lepisosteidae
Gene: tbck
Product: TBC1 domain containing kinase
Biological process (GO): mitotic spindle organization; protein phosphorylation
Cellular component (GO): cytoplasm; spindle pole; centrosome
Molecular function (GO): protein serine/threonine kinase activity; ATP binding
Source: RefSeq, a predicted model, not a curated record
UGUAACACAGAGUGCCUCUCUGACAUCAUCUGCAGGGAAAGAAAACAUCGGGCGCACUUCAGAUUCCGGUGAGAAGAUGGAGCAGUAGUGUCUACAGUACGUGCCGUAGCUCUAGCAGCCCCAGUCCCGCUGAGCGGCCUGCACCAGGAUCAUGUUCCCCCUCGGAGAUGCUCAGCUGGGGGCCUUCACCUUCUUUGCCUCCGCCCUCCCGCAUGACGUCUGUGGGAGCAACGGGCUCCCGCUCACCCCCAACUCCAUCAAGAUCCUGGGCCGCUUUCAGAUCCUCAAGGCCGUCACGCAUCCCAGGCUCUGUCAGUAUGUGGACAUCACCCGCGGGAAGCACGAGAGGCUGGUUGUGGUGGCUGAACACUAUGAGAACAGUCUGAAGGAUUUACAGAAACAGGGGAAACCAGUCAGCCAUGUGAAGGUCCUCCAGGUGGCCUAUGAGGUGUUAGAGGGGCUGGAGUUCAUGAACAGACACAGGAUGGUGCACAGAGCUCUUGCACCUCAUAAUGUGCUCAUGGACUGCAAGGGUAGCAUCAAGCUGGCUAAAUUCGGUCUUUACCACAUGACAGGCCAUGGAGCGGAUGUGGACUUUCCAAUAGGAUACCCAUCCUACCUGGCCCCUGAAGUCAUCGCCCAGGGUACCUUCCACCCCCAUGAUCCCUCCCGCAAUGAAACUCCUCUCCCGUCGGGGCCCAAGACAGAUGUGUGGUCCCUGGGAAUCCUCCUCUUCGAGCUGUGUGUUGGCAGAAGAUUGCUGCAGACUAUUGAUAUAAGUGAACGAUUAAAAUUUAUUCUGAAUUUGGGCUGCAUGGAUGAUAUUGUUACCGUUUUGGCUGAAGAACAUGGAUGUUUAGAAAUUAUAAAGGAGCUGCCUGAGAAUGUUGUAGCUUUGUUGCGGAAAUGCCUUACAUUUCUUCCAUCUAAAAGGCCUACACCUGCUGAACUACUGAGAGACAGCGUGUUCGAGGGGAUAUCCUCCAACUACAAACCCUUCCAGAAGCCAGUCAGCCUCUUCUCUUCUUCCCUGCGCUGUGCUCGCUUAGACCUCCCUGAAGACAUUGGAGAGCUGUGCCAGGGUGAAGAAGAGGACUACUUGGCAGAGAGAUGUAUUGAUGAGGUCUAUUACCUGUGGUGCCUGGCUGGAGGAGAUCUGGAGAAAGAGCUUACUAAUAAAGAAAUAAUCCAGUCCAAACCUCCUGUCUGCACUUUGCCCAAUUUAGUUUUAGAGGAUGGGGAGUGUUUUGGUCAAGGAAGAGACAGGAGUUUUCUCUUGGAUGACACAACUGUGACACUGUCGCUGUGCCAACUUAAAAACAGACUGAAAGAUGUUGCUGGAGAAGCUUAUUAUCCGCUAUUGGAAGAUGAGCAGUCCAGUUUGCCCCAGUCCAACAGCAGCAACGAGCUGUCUGCAGUCGCCACUUUGCCCCUCAUUAUACGGGAAAGGGACACGGAGUAUCAGCUCCACAGGAUCAUUCUCUUUGACAGGCUCCUCAAGGCGUACCCUUAUAAAAAAAAUCAGGUCUGGAAAGAAGCAAGAGCUGACAUCCCCCCGCUUCUCAGGGGCCUGGCAUGGGCCGCUCUGCUGGGUGUUGAGGGGGAUAUUCAAGCUAAAUAUGACGCCAUAGACAAGGACACACCAAUUCCCACAGACCGUCAGAUCGAGGUGGAUAUUCCGAGAUGCCACCAGUAUGACGAGCUGCUGUCCUCCCCUCAGGGCCACGUGAAGUUCAGGCGCGUGCUGAAAGCCUGGGUGGUGUCCCACCCUGACCUCGUCUACUGGCAAGGGCUGGAUUCUCUGUGUGCACCGUUCUUGUACCUGAAUUUCAACAAUGAAGCUUUAGCCUACGCCUGUAUGUCUGCAUUUAUUCCCAAAUACCUCUACAACUUCUUCCUGAAGGACAACUCUCAUGUCAUUCAAGAGUACCUGACUGUGUUUUCCCAGAUGAUAGCUUUUCAUGACCCGCAGCUCAGCAACCAUCUUAAUGAGAUUGGAUUUAUACCAGAUCUGUAUGCCAUUCCAUGGUUCCUGACAAUGUUUACACAUGUGUUUCCCUUGCACAAGAUUUUCCACCUCUGGGACACUCUUCUCCUGGGCAACUCUUCCUUCCCCUUCUGUAUUGGCGUGGCCAUUCUGCAGCAGCUCAGGGACCGCUUGCUGGCUAAUGGCUUUAAUGAGUGCAUCCUUCUCUUUUCCGACUUGCCAGAAAUUGAUAUUGAGCGUUGUGUGCGAGAAUCUAUCAACCUUUUCUGCUGGACUCCCAAAAGUGCGACAUAUAGACAGCAUGCCCAGCCGCCCAAGUCUGUGGGAGGGGAUAACAACGGAUUCAGCAAAUCAUCUUCAUACUUUUCUACUGACGACCAGGACCUUCCCAAAACUGACUUGUCUCGUGAACCUAUCAAGUUGAGCGAGCUGAAGGCAGAGCUGUCGCCUCGCAUUUCUGCAGAAGAUCUUAUAGACCUGUGUGAGCUGACGGGACCCGGCCAUUUCAAGACUCCCACCAAGAGGAUCAAAUCCAGCAAGCCCAAAAUCCUGGCUGUGGACAUCCGCAGCAGUGAAGAUUUUCAUCGGGGCCACAUAUCAGGCAGUAUAAAUAUUCCCUACAGCACUGCCUUUGGGCCAGAUGGAGAGCUGGUCCAGUGUGCAGCUAACUCAACCCUUCAGAGCUUCAAAGGCCGGGUCAUUGUGGUCAUCAGCAAUGCCAUGAAGAGUGGAGCCGCGUUUGCUGCCCAUCUGGUCAAGGUGUGCUACCCAAAGGUCUGUAUCCUGGAUGGAGGCAUUAACAAAAUGAAGCCUACAGGUCUGCUGACAGUCCCCUCUCCUCAGAUCUGAGAUAUGGGUCCAGAUGGCACUUAUGAGCCGGAGAACCUACUCAAAGUCAACGGCAAUUUGAACGCUUUUUUUGUUGUCUUUUUAAUGUUGAUUUGUGGACAAAAACGCAAAAGCCAAACUCUUUCUGGAUGUUUUAUUUAUUACAUUUUAUCAGAUUAAAUGGUGCAGUGUUUUUAUUUUUCUCUUUUGUUUGAAAGACACCGUGUUGAACGAGCAAAAAGGGAAGUUUCUCAAGAGACAUUCAGUUUAAUAAGGUUACUAAUAUUAAUAAAAUUACCAGUAAAACUUGUGCUUUCAGAGCCUCUUCUGCCUUGCAAGAUGUUAAUAGAGAUAAAACACACUCCGAGAAAUGGAGUUGUGCAAUGAUUAAUCUGAAAAUCUGUAGGUGAUUCUUGCGUCUUUUUUGUCUUUUAAAUGCACCAUGAACUGCAGUGCGGCUUGUCUGUACCUCAUGAAUUAUUUUAAAAGCUAUCCAUAACCACCUACGUGAUUAUGAAUCAUGUCUGUUGUCUAAAAGUCUGCACAACGAACCUGGUACUUCUUCCAUAAAUUACAAAGUUCAUCAGGAGCACUGAAAAAGAUGGAUAUUGGAUAGAAUACUCCUUUCAAUAACUGAUAUUUCUUGUUUUACGUAUGAAGAUAUAAGUACGUGAUUGAAUUUCUGUGAGAACUUUAAAAAAUGAACAUUUGCUAUAGCUGAUGUUUUGUGGUAAAUUGUAAUGAUGACUUUAUUUAUGAAUUGGCUUAAAUUAACUUGUUUUGUUUUUGAUUAAGAUUAAUUUAGCCCACUGUGAUAAUGUAAGACUUAACAGCCAGUAAUAAUGAUGAUGUGUUUUACAGCUGUCAUUGUGGCUUGAUUGAUUGACACUCAAAGAAAUGCUUUUCAAGGUGAAUGUUUACGUCAAACAGAUGCUGUAUUGUGGGUAUAUAAAUGACCUAUUGAAAUAGUAACUGAGCCACUUUUAAACUGGGAGAGAGAAAAAGUUUUAAAAGAACAAGACUGAUCUGUUUGAUAAAAGAAAGAUUUGUGGUGUAGAAAGUUAUGUAUAAAAAUGUCAAAAUUAUGUAUGGGUUUGGCUUGCUGUUAAGUGCACUAUAGCUGUUUUGUCUUAUUCUUAACUAAAAUAAAAAAAUAUGCCAGUAUAUCUGAUUCCAGUUAGAAUUGCCUUUGAACAAUAAAACAGAUCUCAGCAAUUCAAAUUUAA